AUGUUAGAAAAAAAGUUUGCUGACAUUGACAAGAAAUUUGAGAAUGUUUUAAACAAGAACAAGAGGAAGUUAGAAAAUGCUCAGAUAAAGCCUAUACAUGACAAGUUCUUAUUUGCUCAGAAUGGUAUAACAGGUCUAAUCGCACCACCUGGGUCGGGUAAGACUUUCACUUAUCUUAAAAUGGCUGCACAACAACAAGAACUAGAUGAGAAGAACCCAUUCUAUGAGUUAGUAGUCAUUUGUAGUACUUCUGGUCAAUUUGACCAAACCGUCAAUUCGUUCAAAGAUAUUAUAAAAAAGUCUAAGUUAGUAUGUAUAAAAGACUCUGAGUUGUUAGAUUGGAUAAAGAAGUACCAAAGAAGAGUUUUGAAGUACAAUGCUAUAAAUGAGUAUAUAAAUUCGAAGUUUAAAGACCCAAAUGAGGAAAUGCAGAGAAUAUUAGAGAAGAAACACUUCAGAAACAAACAGAAAGAGAUAG
This is a messenger RNA of Trichomonas vaginalis G3, 478 nucleotides long. RefSeq names its product P-loop containing nucleoside triphosphate hydrolases family. Gene Ontology annotation, molecular function: DNA binding; hydrolase activity; ATP binding. NCBI's taxonomy places the organism in Eukaryota, Parabasalia, Trichomonadida, Trichomonadidae. The record is from RefSeq and is a predicted model, not a curated record. The annotation marks the transcript as partial. The transcript has a single exon.